Molecule: messenger RNA, 642 nt
Organism: Fusarium venenatum
Lineage: Eukaryota; Fungi; Ascomycota; Sordariomycetes; Hypocreales; Nectriaceae
Source: RefSeq, a predicted model, not a curated record
AUGCAGACCAAGUACCUCAGUAUCCUCGGCGCUACCGCCGCUGCUGCUGCGAGCGUUUCUACUCGUGAUGUCAAGCACGUCGACGUCGUUCACAUCUUCCAGACUCUUCACGUCACAAACCAAGUCCCCAACUUCACUCCCAACAAGCGCAGCAUCAACGCCCUCUUUGCUCGCGACUCGAAUGAUAAAUGCCAAAGCUCAGCUACUUCCAUCCUACGAACCUUUCCCACUCCCACAGGCAGUCUCAGAAACUAUCUCAACGCUGCCGAAACCCCACGCGAUUCCUGCACUCUGGAGGUCCCUUCUUCAAUCUCAUCUGACUUGAUGAGCUACUACACCACCUUGGUCAAUUGGGAGAUGGACAAAGGUGACGAUUUGGUCAAGUUUGUCCAGAAUUGCGCCAGUCAGGAUGAUCUUGACGAGAUCAACAAGGAGCUGGGCGGCUCAGAGUGCUCUGUUCUUGGCACCAUCAUUUUCACUGCUGCUAGCACCACCAAGACUGUCAAUAUCGAGACUGCAUUCCCCAACUAUACUCCCAUCACCCUGCCCACCGCUGUUAACGACGCCGGCUUUGCUCGCGGUAUCAGCAAGUUUGCUGCGGCCGCCGCUGCAGGUGUCGCUGGCUUCAUGAUGGCUGCUUAA